Talaromyces atroroseus is the source of this 1311-nucleotide messenger RNA. RefSeq lists its product as hypothetical. Gene Ontology annotation, biological process: proteolysis. The transcript is spliced from 10 exons. NCBI's taxonomy places the organism in Eukaryota, Fungi, Ascomycota, Eurotiomycetes, Eurotiales, Trichocomaceae. Bases 1 to 1311 code for a protein of 436 amino acids. Gene Ontology annotation, molecular function: peptidase activity. The record is from RefSeq and is a predicted model, not a curated record.
AUGGGUCCUGCCGCAGCGAAGCUUAUUGACAGGCGCCUCCAUAAUGUCCCUGGGAAACUCCGAGUAGCAGAGCUCUUCUUUGACGUCCCCAUCAACUACAGCAAGCCGACAGAAGGGACUAUUCGGCUUUUUGCUCGGAGCGUUCGGCGGUCCUCAGCUUUUCCCGACACGGAUGCCACUGAGAAGCCUCUUCCAUGGCUGGUGUUUUUACAGGGCGGUCCGGGUUUUGCAUGCCGCCCGCCACAAGAGACGGCAUUCGUCCCAUAUGUCCUUGACAAGGGUUACCAGGUUCUUCUCCUUGACCAACGUGGGACUGGUCUGAGCUCGACGAUUACGGCUCAGACUCUUGCCCUCCAAGACAAUAUUGUGCGCGACUGCGAGGCCAUUCGCAAAUCAUUGACUUUGGACUACCCUGAAGAGUAUCAGAAAUGGAGCGUCUUGGGGCAGAGCUUUGGAGGUUACUGUGCAACCACCUAUCUCUCGAAGUUUCCUGAGGGGCUAAGAGAGGUUUUCCUCACUGGGGGACUGCCUCCACUGGUAAAAGGCCCUGGUCCAGUGUAUCAGAAAACAUACCAAAAUGUCAUCAAGCGGAAUGAAGCCUACUACGAGAAAUUUCCAGAGGAUGCAGAACGUAUUAAGAAGAUAUACCAGUAUCUUCAGCAAAACAAGCCUCGCUUGUCAUCCGGUGUGCUUACGCCAGAACGCUUUCAGCAGCUUGGUAUUAGUUUCGGCGCAUCUGGUGGCUUGGACAGCAUUCAUGAUAUUGUUCUGCGGAUCACAAACGAUCUCGAGUUGUUUGGAUUCCUGACCCGUCCGACACUUUCCCUAGUCGAGAGCUAUGGAGAAUGCGAUCUUGUGGUGAUAUACGCUCUUCUUCAUGAAGCUAUCUAUUGCCAAGGGCAAGCCUCUCGCUGGUCUGCCGAUAGACUCCGUGCUGCCAAUCCCCAAUUCCGAAUCGAUAGCAGUGCUGAAACAGAAAUCUAUUUCACCGGUGAAAUGAUCUAUAAAGACAUGUUUGAAUCCUAUGACGAGCUGAAAGAGAUGAAAGAGGUGGCGGACAUUCUUGCAUCGUCAGAGGAUUGGCCGGACUUGUAUGACGAAGCUCAACUGGCAAAGAACGAGAUCCCCGUAUACGCUGCUACCUAUGUGGAUGACAUGUAUGUCAACUUCGACUUGGCCACUGCUACGGCGAGGAAAAUAAAAGGGGUCAAGCAGUUUAUUACCAAUACCAUGUACCAUGGUGCAUUGCGUGAGAGGACGGACGAAGUUAUACGCCAGCUUUUCUUUUUGAAGGAAGAUUCACUUGACUAA